Molecule: messenger RNA, 1248 nt
Organism: Sinocyclocheilus grahami
Lineage: Eukaryota; Metazoa; Chordata; Actinopteri; Cypriniformes; Cyprinidae
Product: keratin, type II cytoskeletal 6B-like
Exons: 7
Coding region: 1-1158 (385 amino acids)
Biological process (GO): intermediate filament organization; keratinization
Cellular component (GO): keratin filament
Molecular function (GO): structural constituent of skin epidermis
Source: RefSeq, a predicted model, not a curated record
AUGAUGAACACCAAGAAAACAGUGAAGUCUUUCAGCAGUCACUCCUCUGUAAGUGUGAGCAGCAACAGGCGGACCCCCCUCACCCAUUCAGGGAUGGUUUCAAGAGAAGGUUGGGGCUCCAGUCCAGUCAUAUGCCCUCCAAUUACAGCUGUACAGGUAAAUGAAAGUCUUCUGGCACCUCUGAACUUGGAGAUUGACCCGAACAUCCAGGCCAUCAGGACUCAGGAGAAAGAGGAAAUCAAGACACUCAACAACCGCUUUGCUUCAUUCAUUGACAAAGAACUCCGUGAACUCCAGACUCAGAUCAAGGACACAUCAGUUGUUGUAGAGAUGGACAACAGCAGAAAUCUGGACAUGGACACCAUUGUGGCUGAAGUUCGUGCUCAGUAUGAGGAGAUUGCAAACCGCAACCGUGCUGAAGCAGAGAGCUGGUACAAACAGAAGUAUGAGGAGAUUGCCAACCGCAACCGUGCUGAAGCAGAGAGCUGGUACAAACAGAAGUAUGAAGAAAUGCAGCUGAUGGUCAACAAACAUGGGGAUGACCUGAAAAACGCGAAGGCUAAUAUCGCCGAGUACAAUCGAAGAAUUGCACGUAUACACUCUGAGAUGGAACUUGUUAAGGGACAGCAUUCAAACCACGAGGUGCAGAUCAAAGAGGCAGAAGAACGAGGUGAACUAGCUGUGAAAGAUGCAAAACUGCGUCUGCAGGAGCUGGAAGCAGCUCUUCUGAGAGCUAAACAUGAUAUGGCUCGUCAGGUGCGCGAGUAUCAGUCAUUAAUGAACAUCAAACUGGCUCUGGACAUUGAGAUCGCCACCUAUAGGAAACUCCUGGAAGGAGAAGAGAGCAGACUGUAUGGUUCAUUCCAGACUCUCUCCAUCUCUAAACCACACUCCUUGAACUACGAUCUUGAAAGCAGCCACCUUGUAAGUGUCUCAUCACAGAGUUCUGGGAAAGAUGUUCAGAAAACAGGCCUGGUUAAGCAGAAAGCUGUGACUGCAAAGGAGGUCAGCACUAGCAGCAGCACUGCCACCAUCACCAAAAGCACAAAGACCACCAUCAUCACCAGUGAGACAGGGAAGAAACUCGUAGCUACAGAGGGAAGUGUGCAAGUGAUGGAUAAGUCUGCAGACAAACAAGAGGAGGAUGUUUUUGAAUGACAGAAGAGCAGAUGGAUUGUGUUAUGCACAGGGCCCAGGAUCAGAUUUUUAUAGGUUGGCCUCCACCCCCUCCCCUGGGCUCCAUGAGCA